AUGCAUUGGCUCUAUCGGUUUUUUUUUAGACUCGCCGAGUUGAACUAUACAAGUACGCCGAAUUACGAGUUGAACUAUAAGCCGAAUUACGGAAUAUAUUGUCCGCCUGAAGAUUUUGAACACUCUUAUCUGUCAAAUGGAGAAAACAACAGUUUGAUUAAAGAGACUCAUGUGAAUCACUUCAGGAGAACACAAAUGGGUAAAAGAGCCACAAUGCGGGACCUUUGCCUAGACAGCAGUGGAUUGCCAGUGCAACGGCAAUGUGAAGACUAUUAUGGAAGUGCCAUAUGGAGGCCACUCGACAACAUAAGCUGCAAUGCUGGAAAUAAUCUUAGCUGGGGGCUCAACCAGCUGCAUGAAGAGCUACUUCGAGGCGAUGACGUACAGGGCAUCUUGACUCGACUGCAGCAUUCACUGAGCGAGGCUCAUGGCCAGUUGACACCUGUUGAUGUCUACAUUACUGCGCAAAUCUUUAAUUCAUUCGUGGAAGAAAGAUAUAAUGAAGCUCUGGGUACGAAUUUGAUAAGCAUCUGCAGUGAGAUCAUGAAUAUUAAUGAGACUGUGCUUGAGGUAUCUGCAAAGGUGAAUGCAACCAAUGUGUUGUUGGAUAGUUUCGACAAAUAUAUGGAUGCAAUCUCUGAACAAUUUGUAUCUGAGGAGAGAUGUGAGAAUGUGUUUAUUAAUGUAUUAAGAGAAUCUAAUGGAGCUAAUGUACAAUUGCAUAACUACCCUGAUAUUGGUGUGCAGGUUCUGAUAAGUGGUAAUCUCAGCGUAUUUUAUGUGAAUCCAAGUUGUAGCAACAUUACUGGUCUGGCUAUUUAUUCCGCUGCUGGUCCAGAUCGCAUUUCGACUAGUAAAGACUUCUGGUUUCGUUUUGUUUAUGCCAACGAGAGUAUAGAAAACAUUAUGCUUGAAUCUGAUAUGGAGACUGCAGUUUAUAUAACGGAUAAUUUUAUGAGUCAGCUGGUAGGCAUUGAUUUACCUUACGUAGUGCUAAAAAUCUACGAGAACGAUGCAUUAUUUAUGGAGUAUUCAUUAGACCGUAAAAGACGAGUCAGGAGUAAGGUUGUAUCUGGAAAGCUAGUAGGAGGUCAUGGUACUCAGCGGCCCUAUGGCAUGCAGUUAUUGCUACGAAAGCCGAAAGAGCUAGCUGGUGCUUGUAGACAAUGGGAUAAUGACCAUUGGCAGUAUGAAGGAGUUACCACUAGCAAUGAUACUAAUAUUUCGGAAGACUAUGUCCUCUGCAUAGGCUAUGAAUGGCCAAUGGGAACAAAUAUUCGGCUAAAAUGGGAGUCACACGAAAAAAACACUAAAGAGAAUUCAAGUGAAUAUUGUGCGGCCGAAGAUUUUGAGCACACUUACAAAAUAAAGAGCAAGAAUGGCAGUUUGAGCACAGAGUUGCACAUCAAUCACUUCAAGAGAACCAAUCUGAACAUUCUUGCUACAAUGGAGGAUCUUUGUCUGGACAGCAGAGGUCUGCCAGUGCAUCGGCUAUGCGAAAACAAGAAUGGAAUUGCCACCUGGGGUCCACUUCAAAAUGUAAGUUGCCUUGCAGGUAACAAUAUAAGUCAGGAGCUUAACCAACUGCACGAAGAUCUAUUCAGUGGAAAACAAAGCCAAGAGGUCAUUUUAUCUCAAGUCGGCCAAUCAGUGAGCCAGGCUCAGGGCCAGCUAGAAGCUGUUGAUGUCUAUAAUACUGCGAACAUUUUUGGUUUACUCGAUGCGAGUAAACCGAACUCUACGGCGAUGGGUGCGAAUUUAGUAAGUGUCUGUAAUGAGAUGAUGAAAAUUAAUGAGACUGUGCUAAGACUAUCAGCAAGACUCAAUGCAACCAACGUGUUGCUGGAUAACUUUGAACAGAACAUGGAUGCACUCUCUGAAUAUUUAGUGCACGAUGAGAGCUGUGGCAAAGUGAUUGAAGAAGCUGCAAGAGAAUCGGCUGAGGCUGGUGUUAAAUUAAUUAACAAAGCGGAUAUUGGUGUACAGGCGCUGAUAAGCAGUAAACUCAGCGUAUUCUAUGUGAAUCCCGAGUGCAACAACAUCACAGGAAUGGCUAUUUAUUCGGAUGAAAGUCCUGAUCACACCUCAAGUGGCAAGCUCUCGUAUCGUUUUCUUUAUGCCAACGAGAGUGCGGAGAGAUUGAAGAAAGAGCCACGACUGGAGACAGCAGCUUACAUGCCAGGACAUCUUUGGAGACAACUACGACACAAAGGUGCAUCCUACUUUGUGCUCAAGGUGUUUGCCAACGAUGCGCUCUUUGUGGAGACCUCGAUGCAAAGUAGGCCAAGGCCAGAUGUUAAAGUGUUAUCCAUCACCAUACCAGGAUACGAUGAAAAUUUGCCUAAUCCUGUGCAGUUCUUGCUUCGCAAACCGAGGCAAGUGGGCGUGGUCUGCGCCUACUGGAAUUAUAGGAAUUGGAAUGAGAGUGGCAUCACAACUGGCAGCAAUAUGUUUGACGACAUUGUGCUGUGCGAAACCGAUCAUCUGACGCAGUUCUCUGCUCUGCUAGGCGUCGACUUGCCAGAGCCACAUAAAACAAUUCUGAGCGUAUUGACAUAUUUGGGCUGUGGCCUCUCGCUGUUUGGCAUGCUGGGCAUCUUUCUCACUGCAAUGCUGGUCAGCAAGUGGCGAGAGCAAGCAUCCACAAAGGUUCUACUCCAUCUCUGCCUGGCCCUGUCUCUGCAAUUGUCACUAUUUCUGUACUUUACCAGCAGUCAUUGGUCCAUCCAAGAGAACUCGAUUCGAUGCUUAAUUUCAGGAGCAGUAUUACAGUACUCUGUGUUGGUCGUCUUCAGCUGGAUGCUCAUUAUAUCGAUGCUGCAGUUCCAACGUUAUGUUACAGUACUGGGAGUGGAUCGACCACAUCAUUAUAUUCUCAUCUCUGCGAUUGUGGCCUGGUCUCUGCCGUUAGUCCCCACGCUUCUGAUCGUGUUUCUAGAUCCAACAUCAUACAAGCCUACACAGGACGCCUUUUGCUAUCCCACCCGCAAUGGCUUGCUCCUGGGAGUGGUAUUGCCCAUUGCUCUGGUGACCAUUGCCAAUGCUUUCAUGAUGAUUCGCAUCGUUUACAGCGUCAAUCAGGCGUUGAGAUCCCGACGCAAACUUAUUUUCCAACAGAUGCGACUUUUUGUGCUGCUCUUCUUUUUGCUUGGCAUCUCUUGGAUUUUUGGUGUCAGCAGCUAUAUAUUUUCACAAUUCAUUAUAUUUUCAUAUCUCUUCUGUAUAACAGCCACUUUGCAGGGCUUGGUGCUAUUUUUGUACUUUGUGAUUUUUAAUGCAACACAUAGACAAGCUUGGCUAAAAUUCAUCUGUCCCAAGCUGGUGAAAAUGGAUGCACCGAAAGACAAAACGCAGAUAGAGUUAAUAAACUCUUCCAAAAAAAAUGCCGUAAAAGUUAAUUAA
Messenger RNA from Drosophila albomicans, 3402 nucleotides. RefSeq lists its product as uncharacterized. The transcript is spliced from 3 exons. Lineage: Eukaryota; Metazoa; Arthropoda; Insecta; Diptera; Drosophilidae. Gene Ontology annotation, biological process: cell surface receptor signaling pathway. The record is from RefSeq and is a predicted model, not a curated record. Gene Ontology annotation, molecular function: transmembrane signaling receptor activity. The coding region runs from base 1 to 3402 and encodes 1133 amino acids. Gene Ontology annotation, cellular component: membrane.